Exophiala oligosperma is the source of this 630-nucleotide messenger RNA. RefSeq lists its product as uncharacterized. The transcript has a single exon. The coding region runs from base 1 to 630 and encodes 209 amino acids. The record is from RefSeq and is a predicted model, not a curated record. Lineage: Eukaryota; Fungi; Ascomycota; Eurotiomycetes; Chaetothyriales; Herpotrichiellaceae.
AUGACACUACAACUCAUUCUGGGCUCUCUGCUUCAAAGCAUCAAGUACAGUUCUUCCCAGAAAUUGCAACGAUUCAUCGACGUAAUCCGGAACGACCGUCCAGCCAUAGAAGUGGCCAGGGCAUUUCAGGACAAUAUCGAAGCAUUAUCUUAUGGUGGAUAUCUAGAAAGGGCAGAAAUCUUCAGUGACACCGAGUUCAUCUCUGGGGCUCUUGACAUUCCUACCCACGGAUCGUAUACGAGAUAUACGUUGUCAGCUACCCCGAGCUCGCCAGCAUUCGAGCUUCGCGGCGCAAACUCUUCUUGCGACGCCGCCGAUCCUUCUUACGGCGAAAACACCACUGGAGGUACCGACAUUGCCAUAGACGGAAACCCAUUCACGCUAGCACUGGAUGCUGUCAGUUACCCAUCGUUUCCACAAUCCGUUCCUGGUCCACACCCCGUUGAUACUAGUAUCGGCUCCCUUUCUAGGUUCGAGCCUGGGCCUGGGUUACCUUGGGAUUGGGUUGGCUGCACCGACAACGAUACAAUGUUUUCGUUCCCAGUCAAUGCAGCAUUAAGUUCGGAUACCUUGCAGAACUGUCCUUCGAGUCAAUAUAUGCAGCCAAUGAGCUUCGACUAUCAAACUUAA